AUGGAUCGCUUGCUGAAGGCACUUGGGUGCUCAGCGAACCCAUUGGGCACAUAUGCACUUGCUGAGCCGGGAGGGCGAGUCCUACGGAACCUGGUAAAUGGGAGACGGCUCGUGGAGGCACACGUCACCAAACCAGAGCAGAUGUGGACAUCCUCGGGCGGCAAGUGGCACCUUCGUCGCCAAGGCGAGAAGGCGACCCACCCGUUUGAUGGCCGACUAGCCACCGACAGCGACUCCGAAACACCGCCCAGCUAUAUCGAGUUGUCGACGAUUUCUCGGAAGGAAUGGGAGCAAAUGAUCCGCUCAGGUGUGCGGUCUCGUUUGGUGGGGGAGGAAGAAGCUGUGCGACAGGUCAGAAACAGGGCGAUACAAAACGCACGCAAGCAGGGCUCGCUUGCUAGGACUGACCAGAUCGUUCGCCAGCAAACGAAUACAGGAAUCCUCGCCGGGAAUCAAGGCGAGACGGAAAUCCUUGCCGGAAACCAGGGCAAGAAGGACCCUCGAAAGGGUAUGAGAGCAGCGGAAAGCUGCCGGAAGGGGUGGCCAGCGACCACCCAAGAAAGAGUACCUGUUCCACAGAGAGCAGAAGAAGUCAGCAACGACUUGCCAAAAGGAUAUCCCAUCAAGACGAUGGAAGGGACCGACGAUACCGAGUCCAGGGAACCUGCGCAACAAGCAGAUGAGAUCCGGAAUGUGAUCGAGGAAGCCGAUAAGGAGGUGAUGCCACCGAGUAUCGGCCAAGACGGCGAUGGCCAGGAAGCUCAGUAUAGCUUCAGGCAUCGUAAAGGAAAUCCCAUCGAGAUGAUGGAAGGGCAAAACGACUUGCCAGAAGAGAUCCCCAUCGAUACAGUGAUGGAAGGGACCGAGGAUGCCAAUCAAGAGUCCAGGAAGCCUGCCCAACAAGCAGAUGAGAUCCGGGAUAGGAUCGAGGAAGCCGAUGAGGUGAUACCACCAAACAUCGGCCAGAAUGACGAUAGCCAGGAAGCUCCGUACAGCUUCAGGCAUCGCAGGAGGUGGCCGCCAGGGAUGGUGAGAAACUAG
Molecule: messenger RNA, 1041 nt
Organism: Penicillium soppii
Lineage: Eukaryota; Fungi; Ascomycota; Eurotiomycetes; Eurotiales; Aspergillaceae
Exons: 2
Coding region: 1-1041 (346 amino acids)
Source: RefSeq, a predicted model, not a curated record